Molecule: messenger RNA, 1050 nt
Organism: Metarhizium brunneum ARSEF 3297
Lineage: Eukaryota; Fungi; Ascomycota; Sordariomycetes; Hypocreales; Clavicipitaceae
Product: Fatty acid hydroxylase vlmA
Biological process (GO): ergosterol biosynthetic process
Cellular component (GO): endoplasmic reticulum membrane
Molecular function (GO): C-4 methylsterol oxidase activity; iron ion binding
Source: RefSeq, a predicted model, not a curated record
AUGGAAACUCAACGCAACCCCAAAGACUCUAUGAGGUCUACUUGGCGGCGCUCGCCUCGCUCGGAGUGGACCAUCUACCAUCGUCUCAUAGACCGUCUUGACGUUCAUCACGUCUUUCUCGAUAGGCCUGUACCCGUGCACUCAAAAGAUGACCCGGUGCCAUAUUUGCCGGACUGGCAGAUGCACAGAUGGAUCCUGAUCCAUGCCGUUAUCCCGUUGGCUAUCCACCACGCCUUUGUUUACUUCACAGGACGCAAUCUCAGUGUCAUCGGUGCAUUUGCUUUAUACCAUGUCUUCCUCACAUUUAAUAGUGUCCGCGAGAUACAAAUUCUGCGCAGACUAGGCCAUAUUCACGGCUUCCUUGAUGGAGACAAGCACGAGCGAGACGGUGUGCCAGACGUUAACGUCAAAAAGGUCUUCAUGUCACUCCUCUCAGCAAGCAACGUUCGCCCGAUGCUAGUCAUUAUUCUCGCGUACAGAAAAAACCAGCUUCCCUCCUCCAUAAGCUGGACGUGGCUCCCGGUCGAGAUUGCACUAUACGGCCUGGCCGUCGACUUCUGGUUUUAUUGGUAUCAUAGACUGAUGCAUGAUAUGGGCAGCCUGUGGCAGUUCCAUCGCACUCACCAUCUGACGAAACACCCAAACCCUUUACUGUCUCUGUACGCGGACGGCGUCCAGGAAAUCUUUGACAUGAUUGUCAUUCCAUUGUUGGCAUUCUACACCAUCAAGCAUGUGUUUGGGCUUCCCAUGGGCUUUUACGAGUUGUGGAUGUGUCAUCAGUACUUGAUCUUCACUGAGGUCUUGGGACAUAGCGGACUGAGAAUCUAUGCGACCGCGCCGACGCCACUGAGCUGGUUGUACAAAUGGCUUGAUGUAGAGGGUAUUAUUGAGGAUCAUGACUUGCAUCACCGAAGGGGCUGGAAGAGCAGUUUCAAUUACGGCAAGCAUUCGCGUGUGUGGGACACUAUUUGGGGCACAGUGACGGAUCGGGUUGAGUGCAAGGCGGGAAACAUUGACUAUGUCAAUACAGCCUCGUUUCCGAUGUGGUGA